Messenger RNA from Eriocheir sinensis (Chinese mitten crab), 3626 nucleotides. It is a transcript of the gene Vps16A, whose product is annotated as vacuolar protein sorting-associated protein 16 homolog. The record is from RefSeq and is a predicted model, not a curated record. Lineage: Eukaryota; Metazoa; Arthropoda; Malacostraca; Decapoda; Varunidae. Gene Ontology annotation, cellular component: cytoplasm; endosome; lysosomal membrane. The coding region runs from base 208 to 2661 and encodes 817 amino acids. The transcript is spliced from 19 exons. Gene Ontology annotation, biological process: endosomal transport; vacuole fusion, non-autophagic; intracellular protein transport. Gene Ontology annotation, molecular function: actin binding.
CGCCAUGGCAAUAACAAGGCUGGCGAAGACGGCACAUCUUGACAUUUUGCCAGCUUUGGUAUUCCUCCUAGCCAACGCAUAUGGCAUCCUUCAAUGUAUAAAUGUUUAAUACAAUUUUAUUUUUGCAUUCAAUUGUAGUUCAUAAAUAGGACGUGGCCGUUUCCGUACAAGAAACUUCCCUGCGUCAAGUCAGUCCCCCAGGCAGCCAUGGCGCUCAUCUCGGACUGGACGCAGCUCGGCGACGACGUGUUUUACCGGAAACAUGAGGUGUACAGCAUGGACUGGGGUGGAGGGAUUAACCUGGGGGACUUCCUUGUGGCCUCGGCGCCUUAUGGAGGACCACUGGCACUCACCCGUGAUGAGACCAAGUUCACCAAGACCCACCAACCUGGCAAACCACUCAUCUUUAUCUUCAGCUCCUCGGGCAAGAAGAUUUCCUCAUUCAAGUGGACGAGUGGCUACCUGCUGACGAUGGGCUGGUCAAGAGGGGAGGACCUGGUGUGCGUGCAGGAAGAUGGGGCGGUGCUGCUCUAUGACAUGUUUGGCAACUACCAGCACACCUUCAACAUGGGACAGGAGGCCAAGGACACCCACAUCCAGAGUGCACAUGUGUUCACUAGCUACAGGGAGACAGGCGUGGCGGUACUCAGUAAGUCCAACAGGAUCUUCAUGGUCAACAACAUUCAUGAACCCAAGACCAGGAAGUACCCAGACCUGCCUGGAGGCCCUGUAAACUGCUGGUGUGUGGUGCGGGAGGAACGUCACUCCAGUGUGCUGGUGAGCCAAGGUCGGGAUCUCCUGCUGCUCAAUCACAUAGAUGAACGCCCACAGGCACUGUACCCAGAGUGGAAUGAGUCAGGCACCUGUGUUGUGGAAAUGGCAGUCUCCACCAACUCGCGCCACAUUGCUCUUCUCUCGGACACUGGCAAACUGUGGAUAGGCUCCUCGGACCUCCGUAUCAAAUACUGCGAGUAUGAUGCUAAGAGUGCAGUGAAACCAAGACAACUAGCUUGGUGUGGUACAGGGGCAGUGGUGCUGCUGUGGGAGAUGACGUUGGAGGUGGUGAGUGUCAAUGGGGAAGCCACCAGCUAUUACCUUGACUCCUGCUCCCACUUGGUGCAGGAGGCUGAUGGCGUCAGGGUCGUGGGAAGCACUUGCCAUGACCUGCUGCAAAAGGUACCCUUAGUGGUGGUGGAGACACUGGGCAUUGGCUCCAUGGCUCCGGGUGCCCUUCUUCUGGAGGCUUCAAAGGGGUUUGAGGAGAGAAGCACUCAAGCCAAUGACUGUCUGGCCAUGAUCAAAGACUCGAUGGAGGAGGCUGUGAACCAGUGUCUCCAGGCGGCUCAGCACCAGUACCAGCCCCAGGCUCAGAAAAUGCUCCUCAGGGCUGCACUGUUUGGCAAGAGUUUUAUCCCAGAGAUGAAUCCUGAGCCCUGCAAGAAGACCCUUUUCACACUGAGAGUCCUAAAUGCUGUGCGGGAUCAUCGAGUGGGUCUUCCCCUCACCUGGAGUCAGCUGGAGCACCUCACCAUGUCGGUGCUGCUGGACAGACUGGUUCACCGACGCUUCUUCCCUCUGGCACUACAGAUCGCCAGCUUCCUAAAGAUCCCUGAGACUGAUGGCACCUCUCGGAUCCUGGCUCACUGGGCUUGCUUCAAGGUGCUGCAGCCAUCUCAGAAAAGUGAUGAGCACAUAGCCAAGGAGAUCAACAGUAAGCUGGGCUACACACCUGGCAUAUCCUACACAGACAUAGCCAACCGAGCUGACCAGGCAGGGAGGAAGCAGCUGGCCAUCAAGCUAAUUGAGUAUGAGUGCCGUGCGAAGGAACAGGUGCUGGUACUGAUGAGGCUAGGGGAGGACCAAACAGCCUUGCGACGAGCCCUACAGAGUGGUGAUACAGACCUUAUUUACACUGUGCUGUGUCGCCUUCGCCAAAAGCUGUCCUCUGGGGACUUCCUGAUGUUGAUUCGUAACUUCCCAGUGGCACAAGCCCUACACAUACGCAGCUGCCGGGACCUCGACACCGAACAGCUGAGAGACAUUCUGGUGCAGGAAGAUGACUUCCUAGAACAAGGCCUGCUGAGAGUGAAGGAAGCUUACAACAGCUCGCGCGCGGACACCCGACUGGCAUCACUUCAGGGUGCCGCAGAGCUGUUCCGACGUGCCAAGCAUGAGUCCCACCUGCAGAUGACUGAGGAACAAAUCAAGCUGUACAAGUGGCAGAUCCGCCUGGAGGAGAGUCAACAGAAGCCAUACACAGACAAGUCCCUCCAUGACACAGUCCACCAGCUGCUGUUGGAUGGCCAGGUCAAGGAAGCUGAGAAAUUGCGUGUGGAGUUCAAGAUCCCUGAGAAAAGGUACUGGUGGCUGAGGGUGGUUGCUCAUGCCCAGGCCAGUCACUGGGAUGAAUUGGCAGCUCUGGCAAAGAACAAGAAAAACCCCAUUGGUUUUGAGCCCUUUGUGGAGGUGUGCCUAAAAACUGGCAACAAGCUGGAGGCACAGAAGUAUGCCAUGCGGGUGAAGGAGGAGAACAAGGUGUCCUGCCUCAUCAAGUGUGGAAUGGGGCAGGAGGAACUUGGUGUCCUUCAGUGCCUCAAAAACUCGGUUUCUCCACCUGUUAACUCGACACAAUCUUCCAAACAUCUAUCCCAUAUUCUUUGACAACACACAGCUGUUCCCUUCUUCUACAAUAAACAUUUUCUGUCUAUCCUUAACUCAAAAUCUUAACUGAAAACUUCAUAUCUCACCUGUCGCUAAAUCAGCUUCCUCAAGGUUAGGCAGAUCCGUGCAGUUGCGAUGUCAUGAUUUUAAUCCUUAUGGACUUUCUAUCACUGCUCUAUCACUCAUUGGGUGUUGUUUAGUAGAUCCAACCCACAGCAAAUUCCAUUUGCCAUGACAUAGCCAAUCAUCUCUCGCUUUCUGCUACCUCUUAAAAUCAACACUGUUGGUAUCUAAAUGUGGUUAUUCUUAUAAUUGCUCUUCCUUAUGGCUAUUUAUUAGUUUAUUACCCACAAAUAACAAAUAUAUUUCAGGAUUAAUGAUAGCACGAUGAAAGAGAAGGUUCUCUCCUUAGGUCAAUGUUUACAUUAUGACUAAGCCAAGACUAGAAAUGUACCAAGAAAUCUUACAAUAAAUGAGUUAACGAAUGACAUUGUGUAGACUGUAGCCUAGUACUCUGUAGUAGUAAAAAGUAGUAAAAAAAAAGUUUAGCCUAACAGUCGCUUCCAUUGCUGGAUAUUGUCUGUUUGCAUGCAGUUUUGGCUUAGUUUUGUUAUGAAUGUCAUUUCAGAUUUAUUUAUAAUAGUUCAAAAUGCACAUAUUUAUCAAUAAAGAUAUUAUGCUUUAGUUUUUAUUGGUGAAAUCUGUUACCUUAAAGCUCAAAAAGGGUUUUGUUAGGAAUACAAAGUCAAUUUUAUAUAUGUUAGAAAAGUUAAGAAUUGGCCAAUGAGCGCACAGUACCAUCACCCAAGCAAUGCCAAGUCCAAGAGUCCAUCAUUGAAGGCUUAGGCAAGCCAGCUCUUGUGGAACUAACUAUAGCAGUCUUCUACCUCUUAAAUUCCACAACAAUGUUGCAUCUCUCUUUAUUUUCUAUCUAUACUUCAAUACUUACCCCCCAUCUGCACAUG